This is a messenger RNA of Closterium sp. NIES-65, 2025 nucleotides long. NCBI's taxonomy places the organism in Eukaryota, Viridiplantae, Streptophyta, Zygnematophyceae, Desmidiales, Closteriaceae. The record is from the annotation of a GenBank genome assembly.
AUGGAGCGGGACGGGUCGACGGUGCGCGACGGUCUCGCCACCCCACCUGCCGGCCGGUUCACGCGGCGGUGGGCGGGCGGGAGAAACGCGGGCCCGCCGCCAUUCUACACGUGCGGGCACAGGGAGCUAUGGCGGAGGGAGGAGGGGCGCCGGUCGCCACUGGCGUAUAUGCGCGCUGGCGCGGGGAACGAGCACCUAGUUUCCCGUCUGGAGCUAGCGGCGCGCCUGGAGGGGCAUCACGGGUGCGUGAACACGCACCUAGUUUCCCGUCUGGAGCUAGCAGCGCGCCUGGAGGGGCAUCACGGGUGCGUGAACACGGUGAGCUUCACGCCGUGCGGCGACCUGCUGCUGUCGGGGUCCGACGACUGGAGCAUCGUGCUGUGGGACUGGCCGCGCGCGCUGCAGCGCCUGCGCUGGCGCUCGGGGCACGAGAACAACGUGUUCCAGGCGCGCGCUCUGCCACACACGGGGAACAAGACGGUUGUGUCCUGCGCUGCUGAUGGCCAGGUGCGGUGCAGCAUCCUGAAAGAGGGCGGCAGUGUGGACACAAAGCGUCUGGCGCGCCACAGGGGGCGAGCGCACAAGCUGGCUGUGGACCCCACCACGCCGCACUGCUUCCUCAGCUGCGGGGAGGAUGGCGUCGUGCGGCAUUUCGACCUGCGUCAGGACCGCCCCUCCACCAAGCUGCUCACGUGUCAGCUCAUGCGCUCGCAGCGCGCCCUCGGGCUGAACGCCAUUGUCGUCAACCCGCUGCGCCCGCACCUCUUUGCCGUGGGUGGGGCGGACGAAUUCGCCCGCCUGUAUGACAUCCGCAGGUUGAUGCCUGUGGAAGCUUCCUCUCUGCCGCCCUCCGAUCGUCCUCUUGACACAUUCGCACCGGACCAUCUCAUUCACAACACGCGCGACUAUAUCUCGCCCACGGUGCACAUCACGUGUGUGGCCUUCUCAACGAGCGACGAGCUGCUAGCCUCGUACAACGACGAGUUGAUCUACCUCUUCCUCCCCCACCAUGGCCUCGGCUCCGACCCCCUCUCUGCCCCUGCUGCUGCUAGACGCAGAAACAGAGUGAAGGGGGUGGGAGGAGGAGAAGGGGAGGGUGAGGGGGUGACGGGGAGUGGGAGGGCGAGGGGAGGGGGACGGGAGAGGGUGGGGAGAGGGAGGGGAGAGGGGAGGGUUGGUGGUGGGGAGAGUGGGAGUGGUGAGAAAGAAGGGGGUGAAGGGGCGGAGGGCGGGCAGGGGCAGAGAAGGAGGAGGAGGUUGAGUGGAGGAGGGAGGAGAGGGGAGGAAGAGGGGGAGAGGGAAGAGGCGUGUGGUGGGUUGAAUACUAGAAGGCGAGUUGGUACUGGUGGGAGUGAAGGGAGGGAAGGGGGUGAGAGAGGGGAGGAGGGGCAGGGGGGGCAUAAGGGGGAAGGGGAGAGUGGUGAUGUGGAAAGGGGGAGAGGAGGGGAGGAAAGAGGGACGGGGGUGGAUAGGGCAGCGCUUGGGGGCGAGGCACAGGUAGAGAAGGCAGAGGAAGAGGAGGAGGAAAGAGUGGGCCUGCUUUCCACACACAGAAACGGGGUGGUAGCAAGAGGGGGCCGGGGGAGCAGCAGGGGAACGCUGCGAGCAUGCCGGAACAGAAACAGCGGUGUGGAAGAGCGAGGGGUAGAGGAGAAGGAGGAGGGUGAGGUUGAGGAGGGAGAGGUAGAGGACGACGAGGAGGAGGAUCUGGAUUUGCAAAUGGGUGAUGAAGAUGAGGAGGAGGGGGGAGAUGACCAUGGGGACGAGGCAGGGGUAGGAGGAGCAGGAGGGGAGCAGUUGGAGGGGAUACAGGUGUAUACAGGGCACCGGAACGAGCAGACGGUGAAGGGGGUGAACUUCUUUGGGUUGCGCAAUGAGUACGUGGUCAGCGGAUCGGACUGCGGGCAUAUCUACAUCUGGCGCAAAGCAGGCGGCAAACUCGUUGCCAUGCUGCCGGGCGAUCGGCAGUCGCACCCAUCCCUCUUUGUGCUCGCCACCAGUGGGAUCGAAGCGGAAUCCAAGUGA